This is a messenger RNA of Prunus armeniaca (apricot), 1263 nucleotides long. The record is from the annotation of a GenBank genome assembly. NCBI's taxonomy places the organism in Eukaryota, Viridiplantae, Streptophyta, Magnoliopsida, Rosales, Rosaceae.
AUGACGCACUCUCAACCGAAUGGGUUAGCUGUGCCAGAUGCUAGCAUGCAUCCUGUCAAAUCAACCUCAGAUGUGAUACAAUUAAUGGGUUUGGGACUUAAGAACAGAGUUGUUAGUGCCACUGCCCUAAAUGAAAGAAGCAGUCGCUCCCAUAGUGUUGUUACUGUUCAUGUACGUGGGACGGAUUUGAAGACUGGUUCUGCUUUGAUUGGUAAUCUUCAUCUUGUAGAUCUCGCGGGAAGCGAAAGAGUGGACCGCUCAGAGGUAAUUGGAGAUAGGCUAAAGGAAGCACAACAUAUAAACAAAUCUCUAUCUGCACUUGGAGAUGUCAUAUUUGCUCUUUCACAAAAGAGCACUCAUGUACCAUACAGAAAUAGCAAGCUUACUCAAGUCCUUCAAAGUUCUCUCGGUGGGCAAGCAAAAACACUUAUGUUUGUGCAGCUUAAUCCAGAAACAAGUUCAUAUUCUGAAAGUUUAAGUACUCUAAAGUUUGCUGAGAGGGCUGCUGGAGUUGAGCUGGGGGCUGCACGAAGCAACAAAGAGGGCAGGGAUGUUAGAGAAUUAAUGGAACAGGUGGCAUCUCUCAAAGACACUAUUGCUAAGAAGGAUGGCGAGAUCGAACGGUUGCUAAAAAACGAUGUCCACGGUGAGAAGCGUGGGACAGGCUCAUUUAGUCAUAAGCAUUCUGAAGCUGAGCUCCAGAAGUCCAUGCAUGACAUUAAACACCAAAAUGAUUUUCUCCGGCAAUCAAAGGUUGCCGGAGGUGAUAUAGGUCAGCAUAAACAUGCAGAUGCUGAGAUGUUAGCAUUUGGAGAUGCAGAUAGUGAGGAGAAAUUAAGUGACAUGUCUGACGGUGGUCUUUCUGCUGGAACAGAAACUGACGGCUCUGCAGACAGCAUGAAUUACCCUGAAAGUGCAAAAUCUGAUAACUCGGAAAGGCCUAAAAGGCUUAGUAGGAUUCCGCGACCGUCACUAAAACCAGGACAAACUUCAACAUCUCCAGCAUCAGGAUCAAAGAGCUCUCCCAGGGUACCACCAGCUGCCGGAACAGGGAAUGAUCUGGCUAGAGUUUUGUCAUUGGGGGGGGGAGGUGGUUUGGGCCCAGUGGAGAGACAAGUAGGCCUUUGCACAGUUUUGCACCACAUAGAGCAUGCUGCCAUUAUCACUGAUGUUGUUGAGAAUGCCGAGACCAACCAUUGUAGUAAGUGCUGUGCAGAAGCGAGCUCUUCUUCAAGAAAUGGCGCUUAUGCUGACUUAGAUUAG